Molecule: messenger RNA, 954 nt
Organism: Xenopus laevis (African clawed frog)
Lineage: Eukaryota; Metazoa; Chordata; Amphibia; Anura; Pipidae
Exons: 4
Coding region: 249-827 (192 amino acids)
Source: RefSeq, a predicted model, not a curated record
UGAAGAAAAGAGCCCAGAGAUAGGAUUACAAUAUCUGUAGCCAAACAGUACAUAAAGAAAAGUCGAUACAUUGCUGCCUAAGCAAUAUCUGAGUUGAUGAUGUCACAAUUAUAUUUCCCAAGUAGUCCUUUCAGCUAGAUAACAGUUUAAAGCAAAUAAGUUGAUGAUGUCAUAAUGAUGUUUCCCAAGUUGUCCGUUUCACACAGCCUAGGCAAAUCAUCAAACUCAGUUUGAUUAUUAGUAGCAUCAUGGCUUUAUUGCAAGUUGUGAACUUUUUAUUUAUUCUAUUAUUUUUUAUAACUGAAGCUUUUUCAAUGGAAUCACCAAAAGGUUUUUGGAGUGCAGCAGUAAUGAAAGAAGUUUCUGAAUUAAGAAGAAUAGCUGUUUCUAGCCUUGUCUGCGUUAUAUUAAUAAUACUGCUUAGCAUCAUUAUUGUAUGGUUAAAAUCGAAGAUAAAAAAGAUCAAUGAUAACAUGGUACAAACCUCUUCAAAAGAUGCGCAGACAAUGACAGAGAGUGUAGAUGAGGAACAUGAACUACGAGAAGUCCUUGUCAUAAGCCCUAAAAAAACAGAACAAAAAAAAGAUGAAGAUAAAGAAGAUAUUGAGACAAGGGAAAAAGUAGAGGAAAAGUCCCUUGAUAAGCAUAAAGUGGAAGAUCAAAAUGAAGAACAAGAAGCCACAGUUAUAGGCAAUCUGGAAGAAAAUGAGAAAGACGAAAAAGAACUCAAAAAAGAGAGACCUAAAAAGAAAAGACUAAAGAAGUGUUUUCGUUUCCUGGCUCCAGUGAUCAAGCAAAUAGAAGGUCGAAAGAAAGGAAAAAAUUAGAAACAUGAAAAAAUGAGAAGCAAAUGAUACAAAAAGUAAUACAGCCUUACCACCAUUGACCACCAUGUUAAACCAACAGUCUUCUCCUAAUUUGUCUAGUAAUGAGUAGGGAUGCACCGAAUCCAGG